Molecule: messenger RNA, 13410 nt
Organism: Chanos chanos (milkfish)
Lineage: Eukaryota; Metazoa; Chordata; Actinopteri; Gonorynchiformes; Chanidae
Product: dynein heavy chain 11, axonemal
Exons: 83
Coding region: 1-13410 (4469 amino acids)
Biological process (GO): microtubule-based movement
Cellular component (GO): dynein complex
Molecular function (GO): dynein light intermediate chain binding; minus-end-directed microtubule motor activity; ATP hydrolysis activity
Source: RefSeq, a predicted model, not a curated record
AUGUCAGACGAGGACGAAGUCGCUCGUGUGUUCUCUGAGGACGCCUGGGUUCAGUUUAUUGGCGAUAAACUUUGCCAAAUGAUGAAAAUAAAGUCUGAGACGUGGGACAAGUUUGUUGCAUUGGAGGAAAACCAAAGACUUCUCUCCAGAUUUUUUGAACAAUCUGUCAAACUGUUAAUUUUCAGUUUGACAUCGGCCAGCACUAUGACCGUGUCCACUGAGGUCUCGCAUCUUUUAAAACAAAGAGGAUAUUAUAUCCUGAAGAAGGACAAUGUCACCGUUCUCUCGGAAAGUUGCAGGCAGAAUUUACUUUUUGGGGUGCUGUCGCCCUCCCCGUUGCCUCAACUGUCAAACAGUCUGGAGAAGGUGUGUGUGCCGCUGCUGUCAAACAGAGGGAACCAUCAGACGUGGCCAAAUACGAUAUCUGAGGACAUCGUUCGACAUGUCCAGAGUCUACAGAACAAAGUGUCCGCUGUGAGGGGGCAGAUCCGGGGAAAAACAGUUCUCCCAGUUCCUGCUGUCUCAGAGAGGAGAAGAAACUGUCCAGAGGUGUCAGGCAAACUGCAUGAUGGCCCUGACAGGACCGUAGUCCAUGCCAUUGAAUCCAUGGUUAUCAGCUGGACUCAUCUGAUCCAGAAGGUUCUGAAAGAGGACUCUGCUGAAAUCCUUCUGCAGGGCCUCAUGCCUGGGCCCAGCUCAGAGCUGGAAUUUUGGAGGGCCCGAAGGGAGAACAUUCAGAACAUUUAUGAACAGCUUCACAGCCCAGCCGUCCAGAAGAUGAGGAACAUUUUGGAGGUUACAGAGAACAGUUAUUACCCCUCAUUUAAAGCAUUGACAGAGGACGUCUCUGAAGCUCUGCAGGAGGCGAAGGAUGUGGACCUCCACCUACGGCCCCUGCAGCCACUCCUCUCUCACUUAGAAGAGGAAGAUUUUCCAUCCAUUCAUCCACUCAUCCGUCAACUCUUUCACCUCAUCUACUUGGUCUGGAGACACUGUGAAUCCUAUCGGUCACCCGCACGAAUGAUCGUGCUGCUGCAGGAACUCUGUAAUCUGCUCAUUCAGCAGGCCCAGUCAUACCUUUCUCUGAGGGAUUUGUUGAGAGAGGAGGCAGAAGACAGCCUGGAGAAGCUGCAGAAGGUGGAGAGCAUCUUCAGAUGUUUCAGAGACACCUUCCAAAUGUACAGAGAGAAGGUGUCAGGGCUGGUCAACUCUGGAGAGUCUAAACACUGCUGGGACUUCCCGACUGUGUUGGUUUUUUCCCGAUUCGAUAGCGUCUUUGCUCGUGUCCUAAAACUAGAGGAAAUCUUCUCCAUUACUCUGGAGUUCCAGAAACUGGAAAAAGUUAUCUUUGGGGGACAAAGGGGUAAACUUUACAGCGAGCAAGUCUCUCUGUUGCUUGCAGAGUUUUUGGAACUACUCAAAGCCUUCAGGGAGGGGGAAUACAACCCUCUGGAUUUGACCUGUCAGCAGUUUGUGAGAUACUAUGAGGACUUCAAAGACAAGGUUCAGGACCUCGAUCGCCAGCUGGCCACUGUCCUUGGCUUGACCUUGAAAGAUUGCUCUGGAUUAGAAUCUGUUUUUAAACUGUUAGCUCUGUUUAGACCCUUCCUGGACAGAGAGAUCAUCAAACAAACGUUCACACACAGUUUCCCAAUGGUGCUCGAACUCUUCAGUGUGGAAAUGGAUCAGUGCAAACAGCUUUACAGCUGUCAGCUCCAGCAGUUGAGGACUGGCAAACCUGUGCUGAGUAAGAACAUGCCUGCCACGUCUGGUGCUUUGAAAUGGGCCAGAAUGCUCCGAAACAGAAUUCAAAUACCUUGGGAAAGUUUCCAAUUUGUUCUUGACAGGAAAAUGGAUGGUGAAGGUAUGCAACAGGUCCAUUUGAAGUAUAUGGAGAUGUCAACCCUGCUGGACCAUUUUGAGGAAGAGGUUUAUUCUGCCUGGGGUAGGGAUAUUAAUCAGGUCUGCCAGCUCAACCUGGAUCAACCCCUCAUAAAGAGAGAGCCACACUCUGCCCUGCUCCACGUCAACUUCAACCCAGAGUUGCUUGCUGUACUGAAAGAUGUGAAGCACCUUCACAUGCUGGAUCAGAAGAACAUCCCCUCAGUUGCCAUGGCCGUGUACGACAGGAGAGACACAUACCUCAUGUACAUCGGCAGCCUGCAGUUGUUGGUCCAGAUGUACAACAAGGUGAGGCAAACCAUGCUGGAGGUGGAAGCCCCUCUGAUCAGUGCCGAACUGGAGACAAUAGACCAGCAGCUGCAACUGACUGAAACUGAGCUGACAUGGCAGCACCAGAGCUGUUUGGACUAUAUCUGUGCCGUCAGAGGCAUGGUGCACAGUCUGGAGCGCCGGCUUCAGAAAUCCAAAGACAAUUUGGAGAAGAUCCAAAACCUAAUGGAGGGCUGGAAGCAGCAGCCAAUGUUCUGCAGGAAGGAUAACAAGAAAGACACUCUCCUCCUGUUGGAGGACAGAGACGGACAAGUGCUGAAAAGAUACAGAACCAUUCAGAGAGAUGGAGAAACCAUUCACAACUUGGUAAAGGAGAACCACAGUCUGUUGGUUGCUGAUCGUGCGUAUGGGGCGUGGCAGGUAUAUGUAGAGCAUGUGGAUGACAUGUUGGUGGAAGGAUUUUUUUGUGCCAUCUCACAUUCUCUUGAGUUCUUUCUGGAAAACAUGGAGAAUUCGGUCUGCCAGGCUCCUCUGUUUGAGGCCCAGAUGGUUCUGAGUGGUUCUGAGAUCACUUUCAGACCCUCUUUGGACCGAGACGCCGGGGAGAGCUUGUACGAACUGCUUGAGGGGCUGCUGGGAGACAUUUUUAAAAUGUCCGCCCAGGUGAAGAGGGUGGCACCUCAUGUGAACAUGGAGGAUUAUCAGGGUGAUAUGGAGGAAAUGCUAGACCUGUCAGACCUUCGACAGGAGGUGAUGGAGCGAGUGGAUGAUGUGAUCAGGAAGGCUGUCCAGUACCAGUGUGUGUUUGACCGUUACAGUCACCUGUGGCUGGACGACCGGGCGGAGUUCCUGAGACAGUUCCUCCUGUAUGGUCAGGCCCUGACCGCGGAAGAGGUGGAGGCAUUCGGUGAAGGUGCCUUUUCAGAAAAUCCACCCACCACUGAGAAGUUCAAAGAGCAGAUAGAUCUCUAUGAGGAGCUCUAUAUACAGGUUGGGAACAUAGAAGACUUCAGAGUGUUUGAGGGCUGGUUUCGAGUGGACAUCAGACCAUUCAAAACGAGCCUUUUAAACUCCAUCAAGAAAUGGAGCUGGAUGUUCAAAGAGCAUCUCAUCUCUUAUGUCAUUGACAGCGUUGUGGAGUGGGGGGGGUUCAUUGAAGAGGCGGACACAGGGCUGAGACAGACAGUGCAGAGGGGAGAUCGCCACGCACUGGUUCAGGUCAUGGGUCACCUGCUGUCUGUCAGAGAUCGCCAGACCCCUACAGACCUGCUGUUCGAGCCCCUCAGGGCUGUGCUCAGCCUCCUGGAGCAGUACAAUGAGAAACUUCCAGAACACAUCUACGCCCAGCUGGAGGAGCUGCCGGAGAAGUGGAACAGCGUGAGGAAACUGGCCCUCUCUGUGAAACAUGAGGUGGCCCCGCUUCAGAACGCAGAGGUGUCCGUCAUACGCAGGAAGUGUGCGGCUUUCGAGAUGAAACUGAGCCAGUUUACAGAAACAUUUAAGACUGACGCCCCUUUCACCUACAACUCAGUGAACCCAUAUGUCUGCCUUGACAAGUGUCACAGAGAGAUUAGCUCUCUGGAGGAGGAGAUGGCAGAGCUCCAGGACUCCUGUAGGUUAUUUGAGGUGAGCAGUCCCGAGUACAGACAGCUCAGACACUGCCGCAAAGAGAUCAUCAUCCUCAAACAGGUCUGGGAUCAGCUGAUGUGCACCCAGUGGUGUGUGAGAGACUGGACCAGAAUGCACUGGAGAGACGUUCACCUUGACCAGAUGGAUUAUGAACUGAGGAGAUUUCUUAAGGAGCUCCACACGCUUGACAAAGAGGCCAGGGGUUGGGAUGUGUAUGUAGAACUGGACAAUACACUGAAGAACCAUCUGACUUUCUUACGGACUAUCACAGAACUCCAGAACCCCGCCGUCAGAAACAGGCACUGGGCUCAGCUGUUCCGAAUCACAAAGGCUGAUUUGACCCUGACGGACAGAACAACUCUGGCUGAACUCUUGGCCCUGCACCUCCACAUCGUAGAGGAGGAGGUCCGUGCCAUCAUGACCAAAGCAGUAAAGGAGAUGGCCAUCGAAAAGGUUUUGACUGAGAUCAGCCAGACGUGGGCGUCGACAGAGUUUGUGUAUGAGAAGCACUGUAGGACGUCCACUCCUAUGCUCAGGUGUGAUGAUGCAGUGAUUGAAAGACUGGAGGAGAAUCAGGUCCAGCUUCAGUUGAUCAGUCAAAGUAAACACGUGGAGUUUUUCCAGCAGGAGGUAUCUGAGCUCCAGGCUCAGUUGGGCGUGGUCGACUCAGUGCUCCUGCUGUGGCUGAAGGUCCAGCGUACCUGGGCACACCUGGAGAGCGUCUUCACCACCUCAGACGACAUCUUUAGGCAGCUGCCAGAUGAAGCCAAGCGCUUCCUCAGCAUAGACACAGACUUUAAGGAUCUCAUGGUUAAAAGCGCUAAAACAAAAAAUAUCAUCGCAGCCACUAACAAACCUUACCUCUUAGAGACACUGGAGGAUCUUCAAAACAGGCUGGCUCUGUGUGAGAAAGCCUUAGUGAAGUACUUGGAAACGAAGAGAUUGUCCUUCCCCCGCUUUUAUUUCAUCUCGUCUGCUGACCUUUUGGACAUCCUCUCUAAAGGCAGUCGGCCUAAACAGAUUACCCAUCACUUAGCGAAGCUGUUUGACAGCGUGGUGGACCUGGAGUUCUCUUGUGAGGGGAGCAACAGAUGUGCCGUGGGCAUGUACAGUAAAGAGGGAGAAUACAUGCCAUUCCACACUCCGUGUGACUGCACAGGGCUGGUUGAGUUGUGGCUGACUCGUCUGGAGGACUCCAUGCGUCUGGCCGUUAGGCAGCACAUAUCUGACGCGGUGGUGGUUUACGAGGACCGACCCAGAGAGCAGUGGAUUCUGGAACACCCAGCCCAAGUGGCCCUCACCGGGUCUCAGAUCUGGUGGACGGCAGACGUUGGCCUGGCGUUCGAGCGGUUAAACGAAGGCUUUGAGACAGCGAUGAGAGAUUACAACAAGAAACAGGUUGCCCAGCUCCACACCCUCAUCAGUCUGCUAACGGGAGACAUGAGACCAGGUGACAGACAGAAGAUCAUGACUGUUUGUACCAUUGACGUCCACGCAAGAGAUGUGGUGUCUGAACUUCUCAGUCAAAAGGUUACCAGUUCUCAGGCUUUCCUCUGGCUCUCCCAGCUUCGCUAUCACUGGGAUGAAGAACAGAGACAGUGUUUUGCUAACAUCUGUGAUGCUCAGUUCCAGUAUUCCUACGAAUACCUGGGAAACACACCCAGACUGGUUAUCACACCUCUAACAGACAGGUGCUACAUCACACUGACUCAGUCUCUGCAUCUGACGAUGGGCGGAGCCCCCUCUGGUCCAGCUGGUACUGGAAAGACAGAAACCACCAAAGACCUGGGCAGGGCUCUGGGGGUCAUGGUUUACGUCUUCAACUGCUCUGAACAGAUGGAUUAUAAGUCAACAGGGAACAUGUUUAAGGGUCUGGCUCAGACAGGGGCGUGGGGUUGCUUUGAUGAAUUUAACCGAAUAUCUGUGGAGGUGCUGUCCGUGGUCGCCACCCAAGUGAAGACCAUACAAGACGCUAUUCGCAACAAGAUCAGCCGGUUUGUGCUCCUGGAAGAGGAGAUGAAUUUGAGGCCCUCUGUGGGUAUCUUCAUCACCAUGAACCCAGGUUAUGCAGGCCGGACAGAACUCCCAGAGAACCUCAAAGCACUCUUCAGGCCUUGUGCGAUGGUGGUGCCAGACCUGGAGCUAAUCUGUGAGAUCAUGCUGAUGGCAGAGGGGUUUGUCAGCGCUCGCGUCCUGGGCAGGAAGUUCAUCACUCUCUACAGCCUCUGCAGAGAACUGCUUUCCAAUCAGGAUCACUAUGACUGGGGCUUGCGUGCUGUGAAGUCCGUGCUUGUGGUAGCAGGUGCUCUUAAACGAGCAGAUGAGACCAGACCAGAGGAUCAGGUACUGAUGCGUGCCCUGAGGGACUUCAACAUGCCUAAAAUUGUGACCGAGGACAUACCCGCAUUUUUGGGGCUGAUUGGAGACCUGUUCCCUGGUCUGGAGGUGCCCAGAAGGAAUGACCCCGAGUUUGAGAAAGUGGUCAGGCAGAGCACCCUGGAGCUCUCUCUCCAGCCUGAGGAGUCCUUCAUCCUUAAAGUUGUCCAGCUGGAGGAGCUCCUGACUGUUCGUCACUCAGUCUUUGUUGUGGGAAAUGCUGGCACAGGGAAAAGUCAGAUCCUGAGGACACUGCAUAAAACCUAUUCUAACAUGAAGAGGAAGCCUGUGUGGGCAAGUCUCAACCCCAAAGCCCUGAGCACAGACGAGCUCUUUGGAUUUAUCCAUCCCUCCACUCGAGAAUGGAAAGAUGGCCUGUUGUCUCAGUUCUUGCGAGAGCAGGCAGCCAAUCCUCACCUGGGGCCAAAGUGGGUCGUCUUAGAUGGAGACAUUGACCCCGUGUGGAUCGAGUCUCUUAACACAGUCAUGGAUGACAACAAGAUCUUAACCCUGGUCAGUAAUGAACGCAUAGCCCUGACUCCCUCCAUGCGGCUGGUGUUUGAGGUCAGUCACCUGAGCUCCGCCACACCCGCCACCGUGUCCCGCGCUGGGGUCUUAUACAUCAACCCACAGGACCUCGGCUGGAGCCCGUUUGUAACCAGCUGGGUGGACAGCAGAGCUCGUCAGGCAGAGAAAGCCCACCUCACCAUAUUAUUUGAUAAAUACGUUCCUCCAUGUUUAGAGCAAAUGAGAACGACCUUUAAAACAGUCACCCCAAUACCAGAGAACAGUAUGGUGCAGACUCUGUGCACAUUGCUGGACUGUUUACUGACCCCAGAGAACGUUCCGGGUGAUUCUGCACGGGAAGUGUAUGAGAUGUACUUUGUGUUUGCUUGUAUCUGGGCUUUUGGUGGAGCCUCAUACCAGGAUCAGCACCAUGACCACAGAGCUGAGUUUAGUCAGUGGUGGACCAAAGAAAUGAAGACCGUGAAGCUGCCUCCUCACGGGACCGUGUUUGACUUCUACCUCGACACUCACACCAAACGAUUCCUCCCCUGGACAGACAGAGUACCAGCAUUUGAGCCUCAAAAUGAUACAGGACUACAGGCACUGUUCGUACCCACAGCGGAGACGGUGUGUGUCCAGUUUUUCAUGAGGCUUUUCCUGGAGAAAGCUCGGCCGGUGAUGCUGGUGGGCUGUGGGGGCGUGGGGAAGACCUCUCUGGUCACACACCUGCUUCAGACCCUGCCUGACACCUUCAGCUCCACCAGAGUGCCCUUCAACUUCUACACCACCUCCUCCACGCUGCAGAGAGAGCUAGAGAGGCCUCUGGAGAAGAGGGCAGGCCGUAACUACGCCCCUCCAAGGAACAAAAAGCUGAUCUAUUUUAUCGACGACUUUAACAUGGCUGCAGUAGACAGCUUUGGGACAGUCCAGCCACACGCACUGGUACGACAACACCUGGACUACGCACACUGGUAUGACCGUGAGAAACGGUGUAUGAAAGAGAUACACAACACUCAGUAUAUAGUCUGCACGAACCCCACUGCAGGAGGCUUCACCAUCAACGCUCGGCUACAGAGGCAUUUUUCAGUGUUAGCUGUGAGUUUCCCUGGUGCUGGGGCUCUGUGCUCCAUCUUUGGCUCCAUACUGAACCAGCACCUGCAGAGUCAGUCAUUCAGUGGCGCUGUCCUGAGGACUGGAGCCUCAGUGGUCCAGGCUGCUGUCUCUCUCCACAGGAGGGUCACACACAGCCUCCGCCCCUCUGCUACACGCUUCCAUUACCUGUUCAGCCUGUGGGACUUAUCCAGAGUCUUCCAGGGUCUGUGUUUCUCCAGCCCAGGCUGUGUGAGAGACAUCUGUGACCUGGUCCACCUGUGGAUGCAUGAGUCUAACAGAGUUUACAGUGACAGACUAAUAGAGUCUUCUGACUCACAGCUCUUCCAUAGACUCCUGCAGGACACAAUCCACAGUAGCUUUGAGGGUUUGGAUGAGACCACUCUACAGCAGCAGCCCCUCAUGUACUGGCCUUGCGGUCAGCAGUCCGGGGCGGGGCCAGGGCGGGUAUUCUAUGAGCCUGUCAGAGACUUGCAGCAGCUGAGGAGUGUCCUGACGGAGGCGCUAGAGAGUUACAAUGAACUACACUCUGCCAUGAACCUAGUGCUGUUUGAGGAAGCCAUGCAACAUGUCUGUAGGAUCGGGCGUGUCCUGGCAUGUCCGCGCGGUUAUGCCCUGUUAGUGGGCGUCGGGGGCAGCGGUAGGCGGAGUCUGACCAGGCUGGCUGCCUAUCACUCCUCUAUGGACGUGUUUCAGGUGACGCUGCGUAAGGGCUACAGCCUCCAGGACCUGAAGGCAGAUCUGGCAGGUCUGUACAUCAGGACGGGAGUGAAGAACCUUCCAACCGUGCUGCUUCUCACAGACACACAGAUCCCAGACGAACAGUUCCUCACCCUCAUCAGUGAUCUACUGGCCUCAGGAGAGAUUGCGGAUUUGUUCAAUGAGGAGGAGGAGGGUGGGAUUGUGAGGAGUGUCAGGGGGGAGGUGCGCGCUACGGGUCUGUUGGACAGCGCUGAGAACUGCUGGAGAUUUUUUAUGGAGCGAGUGCGACGCCAACUUAAGGUGGUGUUGUGCAUGUCUCCAGUGGGGGGAGCCUUGCGUACUAGAGCUCACCGUUUUCCUGCUCUGUUCCACUGUUCCACCAUUGACUGGUUCCACGACUGGUCCCAGCAAGCACUGCAGUCAGUCAGCCUCAGCUUUAUACAGCAGAUCCCCGGCCUGCCGCCCUCUAUGCGAGAGUCCAUCAGCGCGUUCAUGGCUCAUGUUCACGUGAGUUCCAAACGAGUGAGCGAGAGUUAUCGCCUCGCAGAGCGCCGGCACAACUACAGCACGCCCAGGCGUUUUCUGGAGCUGCUGGAUCAGUACCGCGUCCUGCUGACGCAGAGACAAGACCGGCUCCAGCAGAACAUGGGUCGACUUCAGUGUGGUCUUCAGAAACUCCAAACCACCGCCUCUCAGGUGGAAGAGCUGAAAGCCAAACUAAAUUCCCAGGAGGCUGACCUGAGCGUGAAAAGGCAGGCUGCUGACGCCCUGGUCUCCAGGAUCGCUCUGCAGACAGAGAGAGUGAGUCAGAAGAGAGGAGCUGCAGACAUGGAGGAGCAGAAGGUGAAAGCUGUUCAGUAUGAAGUGGCUUUAAGACAGAAGGAGUGUGAAAAUGAUUUGGCCAAAGCUGAACCUGCCCUGGAGGCUGCCACCGCUGCCCUUGACACACUCAACAAGGUGAACCUGACGGAGCUGAAGACGUUCCCCAGCCCUCCGCAGGCCGUGACCAACGUGACCGCGGCGGUGAUGGUCCUUCUGGCUCCGCGCGGUCGUGUUCCUAAAGACCGGGGCUGGAAGGCUGCCAGGGCCUUCAUGGGGAAGGUAGACGAUUUUCUCCAGUCGCUGGUUUCCUAUAAUAAGGAGAACAUUCCGGAAACGUCCCUGGCGGUGGUGAAGAAGGAGUAUCUGAGAGAUCCAGAGUUCCACCCGGACCUGAUCCGCACCAAGUCCUACGCCGCAGCCGGCCUGUGCGCCUGGGUCAUCAACAUCGUCAGAUACUAUGAGGUGUAUUGUGAAGUUGCUCCGAAGCGGCAGGCAUUGUGCCAGGCUAACUCUGAGUUAGACACUGCAACUGCUAAACUGCUCACAGUCAGACAGAAGCUGGAGGACCUGGAUGCAAACCUGCGGAGUCUGACGGCUCAGUUUGAGAACGCCGCGGCAGAUAAAGUCCGCUGCCAGGAGGAAGUGACCCACACCAGCCAGACCAUGGCGCUGGCUAAUCGACUGGUCCGUGGCCUGCAGUCGGAGGAGGUGCGGUGGUCGCAGGCCCAACUGCAGUUGGAGGAUCAGAUGAAGACCGUGUGUGGGGACGUCCUUCUGGCCGCGGCCUUUGUCUCCUACGCUGGAUAUUUCACCCAGUCUUACCGCCACCUGCUCCUCCACGGCACCUGGCUCCCCUUCCUCAGGGAGCAGACGACGCCCGUUCCUCUGACUGACGGCCUGGAUCCUGUCCGUAUGCUCGCCGAGGAUGCCACAGUGGCUGCCUGGCACAACCUGGGCCUGCCAGACGAUGGCAUGUCGGCGGAGAACGCUGCCAUCCUCACUCACAGUCAGCGCUGGACCCUGCUGGUCGACCCCCAGCAGCGGGCGGUGAAGUGGAUCCAUAAGCUCUACAGGGAAGAGCUGAGAGUCCUCCAGCCCAGCCAGGCAGGGUAUCUGGAUGUGAUGGAGCAGGCUUUGGCCUGUGGAGAGACAGUCCUCCUUGAGAACGUAGAGGAGAAACUCGACUCAGCGCUGGAAUCACUGCUGGCCAGAAAUACUACAAAAAGAGGAAGGUAUAUUAAGAUGGGUGAUAAGGAGUGUGAAUUCAACAGCAGUUUCCGACUCCUUCUGCACACCAAACUGGCCAAUCCACACUUCUCCCCAGAGCUACAAGCUCAGAUCACACUCAUCAACUUCACAGUGACUCCCAGUGGUCUGGAGGAGCAACUACUUUGCCAAGUGGUGAACCAUGAGAGGCCUGACCUGGAGAAACUGAAGUGGGAGUUGACCACCCAGCAGAACCAGUGUAAGAUUGAACUGAAGAGACUGGAGGAUGAGCUGCUGGGUGGACUGGCGGCCGCUGAGGGAAACUUCCUGGGAGAUGUAGUUUUAGUGGAACGGCUAGAGAACACUAAGAGCACGGCCUCUCUCAUCCACUGUAAGGUGGUGGAGGCCAGAGAGAAUGAGGCAAAGAUCAACGAGGCGCGUGAACUUUACCGCCCUGUAGCCCAGAGGGCCUCACUGCUGUAUUUCAUCAUUAAAGAUCUGCACCACAUUAACCCAAUGUACCAGUACUCUCUAAAGGCCUUCAACACUGUGUUUCUCAGAGCUAUGGAGCGAACGCCACACAGCGAGGAGGUCACACAGCGAGUUGCCUCCCUCACCGAGUCUGUCACUUACUCCAUAUUUCUCCACAUCAGCCAUGGGCUCUUUGAGACAGACAAACUGACCUUCCUGUCACACACUGCCCUCCAGAUUCUUUUGAUGAGAGGCUCCAUUGAUGUUCAGGAGUUGGAUUUUCUGUUGCGUUUCCCUGUAGAGGCCAGCAGAGGGAGCCCUGUGAACUUUCUGUCUCCACAGGCCUGGGGUGCAGUCAAGAGCAUCUCCCUGCUGCCAGAGUUCAGGGGUCUGGACAGAGACAUUGAGGGUUCGGCCAAACGGUGGAGGAAGCUGGUGGAGUCUGAGAGUCCGGAGAGAGAGACAUUUCCUCAGGAUUGGAAAAACAAAAACACUCUGCAGAGACUUCUCAUCCUCCGAGCCCUCCGCCCAGACCGCAUCGCCUACGCCCUCAGGGGCUUUGUGGAGGAAACUCUGGGAAGCGGCUGUGUGAAUUUAGGGAGACUGGAGUUUGAGAAAGUGUUUGAAGAGACCAGUCCUUCCACUCCACUCUUCUUCAUCCUGUCUCCUGGGCUCAACCCACUGGGAGAGGUGGAGAAACUGGGGGUCAAGCUGGGCUUCAGCGUUGCUAGGGGAAACCUGCAGAGCGUGUCUCUGGGUCAGGGCCAGGACGGCGUCGCUGAGAGAGCCCUGGAGACGGCAGCUAGAGAGGGUCACUGGGUCAUACUGGAGAAUGUUCACCUGAUGCCGCGCUGGCUGGGCCACCUGGAGAGGCUGUUGGAGAAGACAGCCGCACAAUGUCACCAUGACUACCGUGUGUUUAUGAGCGGAGAGCCGCCUGCCAACCCACAGGACCCUGUUAUUCCACGGAGCAUUCUGGAAAAUGCCCUGAAACUCACCCAUGAACCCCCUGCCGGCAUGAACGCCAGUCUACACGCCACCCUCAGUAACUUCAGCCAGGAGACAUUGGAACUGUGUUCUCAUGAGCUGGAGUUUAAGGCUCUGUUUUUCUCCAUCUGUUAUUUUCACGCCUGUGUGUGUGAGAGGAGAAGAUUUGGGCCUCAGGGCUGGAACUGCCGCUACCCUUUCAACAGGGCCGACCUCAACAUCUCCAUCAACAUCCUCUACAACCACCUGGAGUCCAGCACCAAAGUGCCUUGGGAGGACUUGCAUUAUCUGUUUGGAGAGGUCGUUUAUGGAGGACAUAUCACUGAUGACUGGGACAGAAGACUGUGUCGGACUUACUUACAUCACUUCCUGAACCCAAAACUGUUUGAGGGGGAUCUAUUCCUCUGCCCCGGGUUCCUGGCCCCCCCAGACCUGGACUACACUGGCUAUCACAGGUAUGUGGACGAGAACCUGCCCCCAGAGACGCCCUCUCUUUACGGCAUGCAUCCCAACGCAGAGAUAGAUCACAUGACGGCCACAUCUGACGCCCUCUUCAGGACACUGCUGGAACUGCAGCCUAAAGACUUCGUGCUGAGGGAGGGAGCCUCACACAGCAUAGAGGAGAAAGUGAGGAGCACGGUGGAUGAGCUCUUGGAGAAGCUUCCAGAAGAUUACAGCAUGGUGGAGCUGACGUCAAAGACAGCAGGGCGUGGUCCAUACACACUGGUCUGUCUACAGGAGUGUGAGCGAAUGAACGCUCUGCUUUCUGCGAUGAGGUCGUCACUCAGAGAACUGGAUCAGGGGCUGAGAGGGGAGUUGACUUUGUCCUCUGAUAUGGAGUCUCUACAGACGGCCUUGUUUUAUGAGAAUGUUCCGGAGAGCUGGAGCAGACUGGCCUGUCCCACCACUAAAACACUGGCCCUGUGGUUCUCUGACCUCAUCUCUCAGUGUCAGCAGCUGGACACAUGGACACAGGAUUUUGUGCAGCCUGCUGUGGUCUGGUUGUCUGGUCUUUUCAACCCACAGGCUUUCCUCACCGUGAUUAUGCAGACCACGGCGCGUAAGAACGCCUGGGCUUUGGACACACUGAGUCUCAGUGUCGACGUGACCAGAAAGACCAAAGAGGAGUUUGGCCACCCAGCCAGAGAGGGAGCCUACAUACACGGACUCCACAUGGAGGGUGCCCGCUGGGAUGGCGGUUCUGGCCUGAUAUGUGAAGCUGUUCUUAGAGAGCUCAGCUGUGCCAUGCCUGUGGUCUAUGUACGGGCAGUGCCAGGCCAGCAGCAGGACCUCAGACACACCUACCGGUGCCCGCUGUAUCGCACCAGACUCCGCGGUUCCACCUACGUCUGCAGCUUCCAUCUCAGAACCCAGCACUCACCUGCCAGGUGGACGCUGGCGGGCGUGGCCUUACUGCUGUCUGUGUGA